GACCCGCUACAGUACAGACUGCGCCGCGAUGAAGAGCAAGACGAGUCUGCAGGCCACAACCACGGCCUCGAUCGAGGAGACCCAGUCGUGGUCGAGCAUCGUGCUCAAGGACAAGCUCACACUGGAGCAUGCCGCCAUCGACAUCAACACGGACCGCGUCCUGUACCACUUGCACCUGGAGCUCGAGCACCCGAUCCCCGAGCCGUACCUCGCGAAUGCCGAGUACAUGAAGCUGACGUGGCCCGUGGGGGGCAUCUGGAAGAUCAUGCACCUCAGUGACAACAACCGCAAGGUGCACUGCAUGUCGUGGCGCAAGACGGAGAUGGAUCACUUCGAGGUGGAGGAUUUGGCCAAAAAGAUCGAGGCUGCUGGAGUCUCUGGGGACCCGAGCAAGAGCAACAGCUCCACGUUGGCCGCAGCGGAAGCGGACUACUUGCCGCCGACUUUCCACCCUGGGCCGUUGACCGCGCACUUGAUGGCUGGCUUCUCGCCGCUUGAGGUGCAGAUCGAAGUGAACGCUAUUACGUCCGUGGACACGGUGGGCCAGACGUUCACGGCGGACGUGACGUGGGAGGUGACCAUGCCUGCAAUUACAACGAUCCGUGAAGACUCGGUGCUGCGCGAGUUGAUGGACAUCCUCGAGUUCGACGAGAACCAGUUUGAGUUUACGAACGUCAACUCGAUGCAAGAGGAGCGCGACAUGACCUCAAGCCUCUCGCCUGCAGGUCCAGUGCACUUCACGGACUCGACUAGUCUCGCGAUGCCACUCAAGUCCACGUCGGAGUUUCUGAGUCAUCUCAUGUUCAGCCGUCGUGUUGUUGCUGUCUUCAGCGAGGAAAUGACCCUGCGUAAAUUCCCCGUGGAUCAGCAGAAGCUGACGUUCGCGUUCUCAACCGGAACGGGCGUCCGUCAGCCUCUCCGAAUCACUGCGGGGGCUGUGGACGCUGGAACCUUCGCCAUUGCGAACUACAAGCUCGGCAACGUGUUCGACGUGGUGCAUCAUGACAAGGUUUUCAUGAUGCUGGAGCGCCGGCCUGGUUACUACGUGACGAAUGUGGCCAUUCCCGCUGGGAUUAUCACGUACUUGUGCUUCAUUUCGUACGCCCCGCUGUCGGACGGCUCACUCAUGGACACCGGUGACCGCGUUCAGAUCGUGCUGACGUUGCUGCUUACUGCUGUGACGUUCAAGAACCAAGUGGCGUCUCUCACGCCGCAGAUUUCGUACUUCACCACACUGGACAAGUACGUGUUCUUCUGCUUCAUCAUCGCCUGCGUUGUCGUGAUUGAAAACGCGCUGUUCCCCAUUGUGGCCAAGUAUUUCUCAGAGGAAAACUCCUGGAAAGAGAAGAAGUUGCUCUUCUUCUUCUUCACACUCGUGAACGUCCUGUGGCUCAUUUACAUUGUGAUAUUCGUCAAGUCCCGUAAACGCGCGUCGAAGGUGCUGCUUAAACUGUGCCUCACGAACACUUGGAAGGGUGCCACUUCCAGACGUGGGAGCUCCCCAAGAUCAGCAGCGCUGAGCUCGGAUAUCUGCACGUUCAGUUGCCGGAGGACGAGCCGUCACGAACCAACAACGUCGACAAGAGGCGUAAACUGCACUCGAAAACCCGCCAAGUCGCCGAACAGAAGAUGGAUUCGUUUAGGGACAUUUACGCAAAGUUGA
Messenger RNA from Phytophthora sojae, 1663 nucleotides. RefSeq lists its product as hypothetical. Gene Ontology annotation, biological process: signal transduction; monoatomic ion transmembrane transport; nervous system process. Gene Ontology annotation, cellular component: neuron projection; synapse; membrane. Bases 29 to 1663 code for a protein of 544 amino acids. NCBI's taxonomy places the organism in Eukaryota, Oomycota, Peronosporomycetes, Peronosporales, Peronosporaceae. Gene Ontology annotation, molecular function: extracellular ligand-gated monoatomic ion channel activity; neurotransmitter receptor activity; transmembrane signaling receptor activity. The record is from RefSeq and is a predicted model, not a curated record. The transcript has 4 exons.